AUGGCUGUGCUCCGUUCCUUGCUGCCACAGCUGGGGCUGCUCCUGUGCCUGGCUCUUUGGCUUUUCUCCUGCCUUCUCUUGCUGGUUCCUGUGAACAGGUCCAUCAGCGCGGUGAUUCUGAAAGCAAUGAACCAGAGCAGCCCCUCAGUGGGUGCCUGGGUUGGAGCAGAUCAGGAGUGCAACGACACCAGUGUCCUAUAUCGAGUGACAUCUUCCAACAGUUCCGUCGUCGUGGCAACGUGGAUAGUUCCCAAUUCUGAGAAUGGGACUAAAGUCAGCCUGCAGGUCUUCCUAGCUUUGGCCAAUCGCACAGCUAUCAGGACACCUGUGACCCUGGAAUGGCGAGCAACACCUGCACCCUUGACCCCCACCCCUAAGAUUCCUGAGACCAGCCAGACCACAACUGUGACUACAGCCAAGACACCAGCCAAGACCCCAGCCAUGACCACAGAGAAGACUAUGAGUACGGCCAAGACCACGACUAUGGCCAAGACCACGACUAUGGCCAAGACCACGACUAUGGCCAAGACCACGACAAUGGCCAAGACCACGACUAUGGCCAAGACCACAGCCAGAAGCCUGGCCGUCAACGCUCUGGGCAGUCCCCUUGCAGGUGCCCUCCACAUCCUGCUUGUUUUUCUCAUCAGCAAACUCCUCUUCUAGAGGAAACGGGGGAAGCAAAUCUCCAAUGACCUACAGAGAGCAUCCUCCCAAAGCUAGCUCCAGGCCAGUGCUUAAACAUGAGUGAAUGAAGAAGGUUCUAUGUCCACUGUGCACAACUCCGCCACCUCCAACCACAGACCUGUGACACUCUUUGAGGAACACAGACUUUUGCCUGGA
Arvicola amphibius (Eurasian water vole) is the source of this 840-nucleotide messenger RNA. RefSeq names its product placenta-expressed transcript 1 protein-like. Lineage: Eukaryota; Metazoa; Chordata; Mammalia; Rodentia; Cricetidae. The record is from RefSeq and is a predicted model, not a curated record. Gene Ontology annotation, biological process: negative regulation of cell-matrix adhesion; positive regulation of cell migration; wound healing, spreading of epidermal cells. The transcript is spliced from 4 exons. Bases 1 to 663 code for a protein of 220 amino acids. Gene Ontology annotation, cellular component: external side of plasma membrane; apical plasma membrane.